AUGGCGUCAAUCGAUUUAAAAGAUGCUUACUAUUCGGUCCCUAUUGCAAAGCCACACCAGAAGUACCUCAAAUUUGAGUGGAACAACAUGUUAUUUCAGUUUACAUGUUUUCCCAAUGGGUUGGCCUUUUGUCCUAGGAAAUUUACCAAGCUAAUGAAACCAGUCUUUGCCACCCUUCGACAGCUUGGCCACUUAUUGUCAGGUUACAUAGAUGACUCCUGGUUGAUGGGGACAGUCUGGGAUGAUUGUGCAAAAAAUGUGGUUGACACGGUAAAAUUAUUAGACAGUUUGGGAUUUGUGGUACACCCUGAGAAGUCGGUGUUCAUCCCAACUCAAAAACUGGUAUUUCUGGGUUUUACUCUAGACUCAGUUAACAUGCAAGUCUACCUUACACCUGAUAAGGCUGUUAAGCUAAAACAGGCAGCUACUGUUAUGUUGCACUGUAAAAAGCCUACUAUUAGGGAUGUAGCCAAGGUCCUUGGGCUUAUAGUAUCUAGCUUUCCUGGCGUUGCCUAUGGACCCCUUCACUACCGCUAUUUAGAACGAGAUAAAACUAUAGCUCUUAAUGCUAGCAAAUGGAACUUUGAUGCCACAAUGUGCAUAUCCAGCCAAGCAGGUGAAGAGCUUAAGUGGUGGAUUGAAUCAAUCGAGACUGCAUCCAACCCGAUAAAUCGAGGAGAAGUAGAUAUUACCAUUACUUCUGAUGCCUCAAAACAGGGGUGGGGUGCAGCAACCAGUGAUUCUUCAACUGGGGGACUUUGGACUGUUGAAGAGGCUAAGGAGCACAUCAAUUUUCUCGAAAUGUUAGCUGUAUUCUUUGCCUUAAAAUCAUUCAGUACUUUGACUCAUGGCAAACAUGUUAAGGUCAUGGUCGAUAAUACUACCACUGAAUCAACUAUUAACCAGAUGGGUACAAGCCACUCCCCUAAGCUAAACAAGCUAACUAAAGACAUAUGGGAUUGGUGCAUUAAGCACGAUAUAUGGCUGACUAUGGCUCGUAUACCAGGGUGUGAAAAUGUAAAGGCAGACAAAGAGUCGCGUACAUUUAGGAGGUGUACUGAAUGGUGCUUAAAGAAAACUCUCUUUGCAAGGGCUUGUACCAAGCUCAAUGUUACCCCUAACAUCGACCUAUUUGCGUCUAGGAUCAAUUGCCAGAUCACGCCCUAUGUCUCUUAUAGAGCAGACCCAGAAGCUUUUGCCAUCAAUGCUUUUCACAUGUCUUGGCAACAUUACUUAUUUUAUGCUUUUCCACCAUUUAGCCUGAUAACAAGAGUUCUUCAAAAGAUUCAAGAGGAGAAGGCAACAGGGCUUCUACUUGUUCCAAAAUGGCCAACUCAACCGUGGUGGCCCAAGUUAAUGCAGAUGUUAAUACAACCACCAGUACAGCUUCCAAAGGACAGAGACACUCUGUUCCUACCCAGCAGCCCACAGGAACCUCAUCCACUUCACAAGAAACUGUGCCUGAUUCUGUGUCACUUGUCCGGAGAUACCUCAACGGCAAAGGCCUUUUGA
Pocillopora verrucosa is the source of this 1512-nucleotide messenger RNA. RefSeq lists its product as uncharacterized. Lineage: Eukaryota; Metazoa; Cnidaria; Anthozoa; Scleractinia; Pocilloporidae. The record is from RefSeq and is a predicted model, not a curated record.